Messenger RNA from Calliphora vicina (urban bluebottle blowfly), 1844 nucleotides. Its product is annotated as activating signal cointegrator 1. The record is from RefSeq and is a predicted model, not a curated record. Bases 86 to 1684 code for a protein of 532 amino acids. Gene Ontology annotation, biological process: positive regulation of DNA-templated transcription. Gene Ontology annotation, molecular function: transcription coactivator activity; zinc ion binding. The transcript is spliced from 4 exons. NCBI's taxonomy places the organism in Eukaryota, Metazoa, Arthropoda, Insecta, Diptera, Calliphoridae. Gene Ontology annotation, cellular component: nucleus.
UGGCUGCUAAUUUCAACAACUGCCAGUGGAAUUUCCUAAUAUUUGUUUAUUUUAUAAAAAAUCUUUUGCAAAAAUCGAAAAUAUCAUGGAUAAAUGGUUAAGAGAUCGUUUGUCAACUUGUUUGGACUUUGAGGUGCCAGAUGACAUGAUUAAGUAUAUUAUAUCCAUGAAAUCGUCCGCCGAAUUUGAUGAGUAUUUUGAGACUUUAUUAAACAAGGAAUGUGAAGACCAUCGUUUGUUUUUGUCCGAUUGUAAACAAAGACUCUUUAGCAAGGCAUUGCCCAACAAAAAGCAGCAACAAAACACCAACACUCAAAAGAAAGCACAAGGGCAUGGCUCUUCCACCAUAAAACAAAAUCAGUCUACUGCUGGAAGUGUGCCAGGCAACAAAGCAUCGCACGAUGCAAAUCAGCCACAACAGAACACACAAUCGCAGGGAGCCAAAAAGAAAACCAAGUAUGUAAGUCUGUAUACGAAUGAUGGUAAUGUGGUGGAUGCCAUAAUGCUGAAGGGAAGACGCCUGUGCAAUUGUCAGGCUUCACAACAUAAACUGGUGAACAAUUGUUUGAGUUGCGGCCGCAUUGUAUGCGAACAAGAGGGUAGUGGUCCUUGUCUAUUUUGUGGCGAAUUAGUUUGCACCAACGAAGAACAGCAAGUUCUGAAAUCAUCGGGCAAAAAAAGUGAUAAUCUUUUAAAAUCCCUCAAGGAAAAGGGUGGUGGUGAGGCUUUGAAAAAGGCUCUAGAGCAGAGAGAUCGUCUGUUGGAGUACGAUCGUAAUAGUGAGAAGCGUACCACAGUAAUUGAUGAUGAAUUGGAUUACUUUGAGGAGAAUUCCGUAUGGCAUUCGGAUGAACAGAGGGCCACAUUUGAACGACUUAAGCAGGAAAUGCAUGAUCGUAAACAUGCAAGUCGUAUUAAUCGUAAAAUUAAAAUUGAUUUUGCCGGCCGUGAAGUGGAUGAAGAUGUUACUAUUAGUAAGGAAUAUGAGCGUGAUGUUUUGAAGGAGGUGGCAGCAAUCAAUGCGAAAUCUGACAAUUCCAGUAAUUGGUCUAACCGUAAACAUUCUGAUAAAUGGGAUAAUGCGGGUGAAUUGGAUCCCAAUAUGGAUGCUGCGCGUCCAAUAUAUAGGCCUUCGGCUGAGGAAAAGGCUAAAAGCAAGGGGCCUACAUUAAAUGAUGGUCUUGAGCGCAUUUACAAUCGUGUUCAGGAUAAGGAACUAAUGGAAAUGCAAGAUAUGCGUCAGUGUUUGUCUAUGCAUCAGCCAUGGGCCUCUCUGCUGGUGGCGGGCAUCAAGAAGCACGAAGGUCGUGUUUGGUAUAGUGAACAUCGUGGUCGUUUAUGGAUUGCAUCUACUGCUAAAGAACCCAGAUCAGAAGAGAUCCAAGAACUCGAGAACUUUUACAAACAAUAUUAUAAUGAUCCUACAAUAAAAUUCCCGGAACAUUAUCCCACUGGUUGUCUAUUGGGUUGUGUUAAGGUUGAUGAUUGUUUGGCCCAAGAAGAGUAUCGCGAUAUUUAUCCUGCAGGAGAAUCAGAUUCCCCAUAUGUUUUUGUGUGCUCAAACUUUGAACAAUUGCCGGUGGUGUUUCCAAUUAAAGGACAACAUAAGAUAUAUCAAAUUGAUCCUAAAAUUCAUAAUGCUGCCUGCAAGACUUUGAUGCGCAUGAAGGCCACCAAGGGUUAAGUGAAAUCGUGGGGUUAAAUAAUAACAUUCCUUCAGGAUAGAUUGUAAACAUGGAAGCUGAAAUUUAUAAACUGAAUUAUGUUUUUGCUGGCUGAGAUUAUGCAAAAUCUUUUUGUUUGAAUAAAAUUAUUAAAAUAUAUGUAUAAUAAAAACUAAAAAA